GAGCGCUAAUCAUAAUCAUGAACCCGAUGCGUCGAAUUCAAGACUCAUUCUUUACAAACCGCCUUGGCGCUUAAUAUAUAAAGUCACUGCGGCCGUGCUUCACACGUUUACCUUCAAACUGAAUAUCAUCUUUCUAUCGUCCUUGAAACUCAGAAGUAUCAUGCCUCCCAGCGAAGAUGGCCUCUUGAGCCAAUCUCCUAGACAGUCAGAAUCGCUCACAGCAAUACCAAGGUAUCCACCAGCUGCACAGAAACUAAGGGAUGGUUCCUUGCCUCUUCAAGUUCCGAAUGCUGAAGCGCAUGUCAGUGCGGGUGGAGAAAGGCCUGCAAUAACAGGUUCACGAGCGUAUGGUCAUGCCUCUGACUCGGAGGCGGAGAGAGGUGACCACGAGUGGGAAGUUGACACCUCGUCUCCGCGUUUGGAAACACAUCAUAGGCAGUCGGUUUCUUAUGUGCCUACUGAAAAUACACUUCAAAUGGCAAGGAGAGUUGUUGUAACAACGCUUAUAAAGCCAACGAAGAAACGUCCGUUUUUUCUUGGACUAAAAAUCGUGUUGACUGGCUCCUGGUUGAAUAUCUUAAUCAUAUUUCUUCCCGUAGCU
Molecule: messenger RNA, 601 nt
Organism: Serpula lacrymans var. lacrymans S7.9
Lineage: Eukaryota; Fungi; Basidiomycota; Agaricomycetes; Boletales; Serpulaceae
Exons: 5
Source: RefSeq, a predicted model, not a curated record